Lodderomyces beijingensis is the source of this 585-nucleotide messenger RNA. NCBI's taxonomy places the organism in Eukaryota, Fungi, Ascomycota, Pichiomycetes, Serinales, Debaryomycetaceae. The record is from the annotation of a GenBank genome assembly.
AUGAGUCUACCGUCAUGGGAGCAAGAGAUACUCAAGAGUCUAGCCAUAAGGGACGAGGUGGAGAAGAAAGACUUGGGAUAUUUCCGAGCGUUUGAACAGGUUAGCCAACAACUCCAGCUCCAGGCACAACAGCAGCAACAACUUCAGAAUGAAGCUCAAGAUCAGGAACAAGGUCAACGCAUAGAGCGUCCGUCCACCUCAUCCACAAUUUCAAAAUCGCCGUCGCCGUCGCUUGUGGACCCCAAAUUGGCCUCGUCGCAGACGCAGAAGUUGCCCGAAGCCCAGCAAAGCCUUACGCAGCUCGCGCUUCUCAUCAAGCAGAACCACCAAUUGGCCAACGAAAUCACCGAGUUAGUGGAAAACUUAAACUCUGCCACGUUGAAAAAUGAGAAAUUGGAGAGCAUGGUGAGUGAAAGAGACGGCGCGGUUAAGAAUCUCCAGAGCAUCAACGGCAAGUUGAAGCAAAAGAUUGAGUCGUUGAAAUUCGAAAUCAAGGAAAAAAACCGCACAAUUGAGUUUGUCAAUGACGAGUUGCUUACUUAUCAAAUGCAGAAUAAUGUGCUUCGAGAAAAGUUGAAAAAAUAA